This is a messenger RNA of Fragaria vesca subsp. vesca, 1197 nucleotides long. RefSeq lists its product as uncharacterized. The coding region runs from base 489 to 1151 and encodes 220 amino acids. The record is from RefSeq and is a predicted model, not a curated record. Lineage: Eukaryota; Viridiplantae; Streptophyta; Magnoliopsida; Rosales; Rosaceae. The transcript has 2 exons.
AAACUGGUUUCCUUUUGUCUCCUAGAGUCUAGGACUCUUUUGGCUGUACUAGGUGGCAUUAGUCCACGUCUCCUCUUUAUAUCUGUACUUCCAAGCCAUUGGCAGGAUAUCAAUGAAAUUAUGCAUCUCUAAGACUCCUUUCUCUUCUCUCCUUUUCUCUGUGACUUCCUCUUAACCAGUUUGGUUCUACCAAUUCCCGUCUAUUCUUCGUCGGUGGCCUUACUGUAAGAGGAGGAUGGGACGGCAAAGUCGAUAACAACGGAAUCCUCUACAUUGACUUGCAGCAGCGGAGCCCCAUCUCUUGGUCGAGAUUCGCAACUCAAGAUUUCAAAUAUGUGAGAGCGGCGGUGGUUUCCGAUGACGGCGAUUGGAUCUACUUGUUGACGGCAGAUAGAGUGCUCCGCGUCAACUGCCACCACUUGGAAGACAAACCGGAAGCCUUUCCCCUCCCAUUCGCUUGGUGGCCAAUUGCUUCAACUAGGUCCAAGAUGCUCCUGUAUAAUCUUGCUCGGAAGGACAAGCCGGGUCAGUUGGGCUUCCGUCAUUUGGAAUCUCGCUCUUGGGAGGAGAUCUGUAGUUUUCCCGUUGACAACGAUCCCUUCUUAUGCUGGCGCUUCCCUAAGUGGUCCGCCACCGCUGUGCUAGCGCAAGACUUUGUGAUAGACUUUGGACGUUUCCAUCCCAGGAUUGGGAUUUAUGGUCCGGCUUUGUAUGUUUUUGAUAUCCGUAACAAUGUAUGGCUCCCCGAACCAGUUCAGGGACUCUCAAACGAUGGCAUCGUCCUUCCCGACGUGAAGAGUGAAUGGCUUGUCUCUUACACAGCGCUGAUGCAAGUCAGGGAAGAUGAACUCAAGUUUGCUUUGGUUUGGUCCAAACUCUGUAACGCCGACGAUGAUCAGACUGAAGUUCAUUGGUCUAAGUUCAUACUCCGCAUCCAAAAUAAUGAUGAUGACCAAGACGUUCCCCUGCCCUUCGAAGCUGUUGACUUGUCUUCUGGAAUCUGUUAUGGUGGCAAAUACUCUUUUGAUCAAGAGCACCGUUGGAUGAUAAGAGUAUGUUGUUCAUCUUUAUCAAGAUGUUUAGCAAGUUGCGAGAGGAAAAUGAUAGGCUGGCUGAUAUUGAAAAGAAGAAGCUUGAAGAGGAAGCCAUGAAAGAGCGAUUUGUAGCUAAUUCAUCUGCAAAGAAGAUUAUGUGGAU